Messenger RNA from Ectocarpus siliculosus, 2029 nucleotides. NCBI's taxonomy places the organism in Eukaryota, Phaeophyceae, Ectocarpales, Ectocarpaceae. The record is from the annotation of a GenBank genome assembly.
GAGAAGGAACCAGAUUGCACAUCUAGUACCACGGAAGUUUGGCGCGCGACUCGGCGAUGCGCCUGCCUGCCGGGCACUUGGUACCGCUAGGCUGGAGAUGAAUCAUUCCUCCCGCCUGUGCGGGGAACCUACUACCCGGAGGCCGCGCGUCACCUUGGCGGGGGGGUCGCGCCCUACGAACUACGUGCACGGCGGCGUACCUAUGACCCGGGUACGCACGCCGGGAGAGACGGAGGGACAAGGGACGCCUUCUCCCUCCCGCGCCCGCUUGUCGAGGGCUGCCUGACUCUUUUGUUGUUUUUCGUUGUUCCUUCCGUUUUUUGCUGUUUUCUUCUACGGAUGAACAAACGCCCGCCUCGUGUUCUCUUUGUUUUUUUGUUUUUUUGUUUUUUUGUACUUUUUUAUCAUGGUGGAUAAACGAAAGACACGUGACCCAUCUUCCUAACAAAUUAGUUUUUUUAACUGGAUUGCACCGGAUGUUGCCUAACAACAAUAAUCAACAUGCCGCUUGUGUGUUUGUUCUAUUGCCGCAUACAUCUCUAAACCAAAUUGCCACUUCACACCUACCUGCACUCGCCAACAGCGGAGUCGGCGUGAUCAUCCUGGCGGGGGAGGGAACCCUAGCUUUCUGCUCAGGCGGCGACCAGAGGGUGAGGGGGGAAGGCGGCUACGACGAUGGCUCGGAGGACGUGCCCCGCCUGAGGGUGCUGGACCUCCACGUGCAGAUGCGCCGGUGCCCCAAGCCGAUCAUAGCGAUGGUGGCCGGGUACGCCGUGGGCGGGGGGCACAUCCUGCACAUGGUGGCCGAUCUCACCAUCGCCGCCGAUAACGCGGUUUUCGGGCAGACGGGGCCCAGGGUCGGAAGAUCCACAGCAGGAGACACUUCUUUGUGCCGCUUUUUUUUUUUUUUGUGGUGAGCACGCACGGCAUGGGGGUGCCUUUGGCGUCCGCCUUGUCGGAGUUAAGGCAGGAAGCACAUUGUGACGUCGAAGACAUGGCACCCUUCGGAGUAGGAUGUGACCCAGAAUCGGCUGCGAGGUUUGUUUGUCGCGUUCGACUUUUCAAGCUCGCUUCAACAUGCAGCAGGCGGGGCCGAAAUGAGCGAACGUGUUGGCUUUUGCGAUGUUCAUUCAAGGUAACAGGGCCCCAGAUGUUGUGAUCAACCUAGCUGGGGAUGAACCAUCGAAACAGCGACGGAUGGUAUGCAUAGCUUUUUCACCACCUACUCUAUCCGCAGCACUGGGGGAGGGGCAUCGUUUUUUUUGGUAUGACGCCUUGUGGCUUCAAAUGGCAAAUGGCCAGGAACCACUUGCGGCAGCGGUACGCCAACCAUCCAUCCGUUGACUCAAGAACAUUGCUUUGAAGCACUCCCACCACGACUACUGCCGUUUAGCUUUGAUGCAGGGUACGGCUCGACGCACAUGGCGCGAAUCGUGGGGCAGAAGAAGGCCAGGGAGAUCUGGUUCCUGUGCAGAUACUACUCCGCUAAGGAGGCCCUUGACAUGGGGCUGGUCAACACGGUCGUGCCUCUCGACGCGCUAGAGCUGGAGACCUUGAAGUGGUGCCGACGAAUAGUCCAGAACAGCCCUACGGCGAUAUCGUGCCUGAAGGCGGCCCUCAACGCCGACGAGGACGGACAGGCGGGCGUCAUGCAGCUCGCUGGCAACGCGACGCGGCUCUUCUACCUCUCCGAGGAGGGCAAGGAGGGCAAGAACGCCUUCCUCGAGAAGCGAAAACCCGAGUUCCGGAAGCUGCUCACUUCCAAGUUGUGACCCCACGCAUGAGUUGCUGCUGCCGGUUUUCGUCCUUUGGGAUGAUUGCACAGCAGGAAGCGAGAGGAGAGAGCUGGGUGUCCGAGGGAUUCUUAAGGCUGAUCGCUUCCAAGUUGAGACCCGACGCAUCUGUUCGUUCUCUGGAAUGACCGCACAGCAGGGAGAGAGAGAGAGAAAGAGAGAGCUGGGCGUCCGAGGAGUUCCGAAAACUGUUCACUUUGUUGUGUUUUGGCCCGAUACGCCGCGGCGUGCCCCCU